AUGUCUCUCGCGAAAAACAUCCUCCUCUUUGGCGCAACAGGCACCAUAGGCACCUACAUCCUAAACGCCAUCCUCUCUUCACGCCCCCAAUUCAACCGCAUUGCAAUCUUCACUUCCCCCCACACAGCCUCAACCAAAGCCCCACAGCUCAACAAAUUAAAAGAGCAAGGCGUCGAGGUCAUCGUCGGCAACAUCGAAGACGAGAAUACCGUGAAAGCUGCAUACGAGGGAAUCGACACCGUAGUCUCAGCACUCGGUCGCAAUGCCCUCGCCCAGCAAAUCCCGCUCAUCCGCCUCGCAGCUGCCAGUAGCAGCGUGAAGUGGUUCCUUCCAUCCGAAUACGGCACGGAUAUCAAGUACGGACCCAGUUCGGCGAAUGAGAAGCCGCAUCAGUUGAAGCUGAAGGUACGCGCUUAUCUCGAGGAUGAGAUCUCGCGGGACGACCUUGCGUACUCGUAUGUCGUUACCGGUCCGUUUGCGGAGAUGUAUCUUAAUCUCCUGCCUGGAUUUGAGGAGGCGGGUGGAUGGGAUGUGAAAGCGCGUAGGGCUGUUUUGCUUGAAGGAGAGGGGGAGAUUAGUUUGACGACGAUGAAGGAUGUUGGUAUUCUCGUUCUGAAUACUCUGCUUCAUGCUACGACUGAGACACGCAACGCUGCUUUGUGCGUCAAUUCGUUUACGACUAGUCCCGAUAAGAUCCAGGCGGAAUUCGAGCGCCAGCUUGGUGGUCAGCCGUGGCAGGUGUCUCGUACUUCGCUGGCAAGACUGCGUGAGUCGGAGGCUGCGGCGUGGGAGGCCGGGAAGCCGGCGGCGACCGUGUUGACUUUGCGUCGGAUCUGGGCUGAAGGCGGGACGCUUUAUGCAAAGCGGGCUAAUGGGUUGAUUGGGGAGCCGAAGGUGAUGGGACUGGAGGAAGUAGUUGCGAAUGAGAUUGAGAGGGUCUCGAAGCUGUAG
This is a messenger RNA of Penicillium bovifimosum, 951 nucleotides long. RefSeq lists its product as uncharacterized. The transcript has 3 exons. NCBI's taxonomy places the organism in Eukaryota, Fungi, Ascomycota, Eurotiomycetes, Eurotiales, Aspergillaceae. The record is from RefSeq and is a predicted model, not a curated record. The coding region runs from base 1 to 951 and encodes 316 amino acids.